AUGGCAGCAACAUCCCCAACAACAACAACAAGAACUACUACACGUACCAUGGGUUUGUCAUUCGAUGAGAACGAGAGCGUGAGCAAUUGUUCCGAAAAGACGUGUAGUACUACGACGUCUACCAUGGCAUCUCCGGAAUCGGCAUUUUCGUUGAUGGUGGAGGGCGACUAUACGUACGCUCCUACCAGUUCUGCUAUGGCCAAGUCGGCCAUGGCCAUUCUUGAAACACGCAUUGGAGAGCGAUUGGCCAGUAGUAGUAGUAGUGGAGAAUUGAGACUGCUGUCCAUGAAGGAAUCCUUUGAUCGAUCCAUUUUGACGCAAUUCUACGAGGAACUGAUGAUUCCUAAUUUUCCAUUGGAAGAAGAACGCGACGAUUUGGAAGAUUGGUUGCUCUAUUUGGAUCCUACAUUUAGCAAAGAAGAAGAAGAAGAUAGUGACAAUGAUGGUCCACAAGAUGGAACUUCCAUGGAUGUUCUCAUCCUGACUAUCGACAACGGUACUACUACUACCAUUCUGGGUGGCAUUGCCUUUGAGUACUACCCACAAGCCCAAGUGGGAUUGUUGUCGUAUAUGGUCGUUUCCACGGAAUUUCGACGAUUGGGCAUUUUGGGCACAUUGCAUCCCGUCUUUUGUCAUGCGUUGCAAGGACUUCACGAAUUGACCACGCAAGCGCACACUCCCAUUGCCGCUAUUUUGGCCGAAACCAAUACCGCCACCGCUGGAGAUGUUCCAACACAAGUAGCCCGCAAACGACACGAAAUUCUAUUCAAAUUGGGAUAUCGACUCCUACAGUUCCCCUAUGUACAACCACCCCUCGCCACCGACGGCGAAUCCUUUGAUGAUAUCAUGCUGCUGUUGUAUGUGGGAAACAACAGCAGCAAUUCAUCACAAUCAACAUCAACAUCAUCCAUGGACACUACAAUCUUGUACAAGUACGUGCUCGACUUUUAUUAUUCCGUAUUUGGAACCAAUCAAGAGCCAUUGUUUCAAGAUCAUUGGUAUUUUCAACUGGUUACAUGGUAUCAACAGCAGUGUCCUUCCACGCACAUUCAAACCCAAUUGCCAUGGGAGGAUGUCACGCCCACAUUUCUAGCGCAAAUGAAACAACAGCAACAGCAACAACAAGAAGAGGGCAAGUAG
Seminavis robusta is the source of this 1140-nucleotide messenger RNA. The record is from the annotation of a GenBank genome assembly. Lineage: Eukaryota; Bacillariophyta; Bacillariophyceae; Naviculales; Naviculaceae.